AUGGGCCAGGGAGCCUUGGCGCUGCUGUUCUGGGUCGCUGGGUCUCUGUCUCGGUGCUCCGGGUCGCAGAGUGUCGAAGAAGAUGAUCAAGCCUGUUUCUCGUUCUUUGCAUGGAAUUGCAAUUGGUUUCAGCACGCGCCAGAAGGUCUCAGUGAUCAGGAAGAUUCUGCUUGUGCAGCAUCUGGACAAGCAUUUCCUCCGUGGCCAGGUGCUACUUGGACACUGGUGCGGGAUCAAAUGUGGAGAUGCGUCGCCGCGUUCUUUGAGGGCCAGUACUUGCAGAUCACGUUGAACGUUGAGGAAUUUUGGGCAGGCUGGGGGCGUGCAGGUCCGCCACCUCCCAUGGCGGACAGCUUUGGUUUGUGCAUCCCACGAAGAGUAUGUAGCGAAGAGCUGGUGAAAUGGUUACUACUUCCUGUGUAUUCCUUGUACGUCCAGACCGGCGAUCCGGCACUUGUGGAUCACGAAGGUAUCCUCAGCGAGGCGACAGUCCUCCAGAGCUUGCGCGGCGAACCGCCAGGAUCAAUUACGAUCAAGUCGGGGGUUGAACUGGAAGAGACGAUCCACAACCGCGCCACCAAAGAGUUGGAGGCCGCGCUGCCGACUCCUUUCUCGCACGUGACAGGGGCUGCCUGCAUUGUCGGUCAUCUCCGCACUUUGGGCAAUCCUGUAGUUUAUCAGAAUCUUCGGCAAAACGCUUUGGACUCCUUGCACUUCUCUGAACUCCGGACGAUUCUCGUCACCGAGUUUGGCAACAGUGUGCCUGAGAAUGUGUCCGCAAGUUUGGCAGAGGAGCUCAGGAGUAAAAACCCCACGCGCAGCUGGAGGGAGGUCGCACAUGCGCUGGAAGCCAUCGCGCCGGACGUCAUCCUGAACGUCGCGGUGGCUGAAGAAGGAGAUCCCCCCGAUCGGAAAUGCUCGGACACGUAUCCACGCUCCUGCAAUGCGCAGUGGAAGCGGCUGGAGCUGUGUAUGGCGCAAGUCCUGACUAUGGAGCAGCAGCGGGGGAAACCUUUCGACUGGGUCAUUCGUCUUCGUCCAGACAUGCACUUCAGUGUACCGUUGGGUGAUAUUCGAAUCUACGAUCCGGACCACGUGCAUCUGCCCGUUGGAAGUUGGACAGAUCCGCACGAUACCUUUGCACUCCUCCCGCGGCGGUUUGCCCCGAUCUACUUCAGCACGCGGCAAUAUGGUGGCACUGAGUACUGCUGGGUCUCGCCAAGCGAAGUGAGGUCUGACGAUUGCAGCCUGGCUGCAGCGAGCCAUGGUGUCGCGAGGUGUUAUUCUGAGCAUGAGGCACGGGAUGGUGGCCUUCCAUUGUCUUCGGACUUGAACGAGUAUGCACAUCUGCCGGAAAUGCACUGCACGGUGCAGGAGUCCUUCACCAGAAUGUGCGCAGAACUGUGCUGGGAACGAGUGGUCACAGCGACAGUGAUGCAGUGGCCCGUUCGCCUAAUGAUCUCAAGCCUCACAUUGCCAACCACAGCAGAAGAUGUUAUUGCCCGUUCCAUCGCGAAUCCCUGGAGGACGCAGAGGCUUUGGUGGGCUUGCGCGGGUGCCCGGCACGGUGCUGGUUUCUGGAAAGCGGAAAUGUUCGAGUGCACAGAUUCUGAGUUCAUGGCACGCCUCCAAAGUUGGGGCCGGGAGUUUGCUUUGAGUAUGGUAGGAAGAGUAUGGCCUGCUGCCAUCUACCAGCAGCACAGGUUGCAAGUGGCCUACAUCCAGGAGUAUUUCAAGGCGCGGGCCGACACCACGGAGGCUGAACUGACACGCUUGAGGCAGCUGUCGGAGCGGGGCUCCGAUCCUGAAAAUGCAGAGGAUCAAGUUCUGCGGGACCUUCGGCAGUUCUUCGACUGCAUCCUCCAGGACCCACAGGUGAAGAUUGUGGAUUUGGCUGGUGGUCCCGGAUGUUGCGCUGCAGGCGCCUGGCGCUUCUUUACUGGCAGCAUGAGCUGCCGCACUGUCGAGGCAACUGUUGCAGACCCUGUCGAGGAGUGGUCAUGGUGCCACAAGCUGCUGGGGCUGCAGUUUCGGCCCUGUGCCAGCUUGUCGGAUAUGCUUCUAGAGGACUGCACCUUCACCGCCGAUGUCGUCCUGCUCGGCUGGGCCAUGAACUUCGCUUCGGAGAGCUUCUUUGCUCGUCUCCGGACGGCCUUCGACCAGCGUUCGACUUUCCUGCCGGGAUCGAGGUCUCAGGCGCUGGUCAUUGUCAUGGACGGGCGCCUGGACCACUUCUGCUUCAAGGAUAAGCGCCACAAGGAGCUGGGGAAGCCUGGAGUCUUCCAGAAAGAUUAUGGUGCCAACGUGUGCUAUUCCUGGUUGUUGGGAAACCCACGGCUUCCCGGCACAUCAGCGCCUUCUGGAGAUUUGUGA
This is a messenger RNA of Symbiodinium sp. CCMP2592, 2373 nucleotides long. Lineage: Eukaryota; Dinophyceae; Suessiales; Symbiodiniaceae. The record is from the annotation of a GenBank genome assembly.